CUUCUAGCCGGAUUUGCGGAUGUGUGUCUAGCUGGAGGCACUGAGGGGCCCCGGUGCUAGCAGUAGGCAGAAGUGAGCUGUGACAGGAGCUGCUUGGAGAUGCUGCUAUGGCUGCUGCUGCUGCUGCUGCCGCCGCUGUUCCUGCUCAUCCUGCUGUUCCUGCUGCUGCUGCUGCCCCCAUUGGCCAUGCUAGGACAGAGGUCUCAGGAGGCUGACCUGUCCUGGCUUGCCAGCCUCCAGCACUGUGUAGCAUGGAGGGUCCUGAGCUGGGCAGCCACCUGGCAGCAGCAGAGACUGGAACAUAAUACACUACACGUGGGCCAGAGCCAGCAGCAGGCCCUGAUGUGGUGUCUGCAGAGAGCCCAGAGUCCCCUCUGUCCCCCCACAGAGAGCACAGGUACAGAUAUGAGCAUCUUCCGGAAUCAUCUCCCUUUGACCAAAGUCAGCCAGGCUCCGGAGGAAGAAAAUGGGAGGCAGCUCCUGCCUCCUACUUCAAACCAGUACCAUGGGGAGGCCUCUCUGCAGGCCACUUUGCUGGGUCUGGUAGCCCUAAACAAGGCCUACCCAGAAGUGCUGGCUCCAGGAGGCACUGCCCGUGUGACCCCUACGUCCCCAUGGCCCAGCCCCCUCCCCUGGCCUGGGCAUAUCCUGGACCAGGUGAGCCCCCCUGGAACCAAGGACCCUGGGGCCCUGCUGCUGGAAGCACUGAGGUCCCCGGGGCUGAAGGCACUGGAGGCCGGAACAGCAGUGGAACUCCUGGACGUCUUCUUGGCCUUGGAGGCUGAUGGUGAAGAGCUGGCUGAGGCCAUAGCUGCUGGGACCUCAGGAGUGCCUCUUCCCGGUCGGGCAGCUGAGCUACGGGAGGCUCUAGAGCAGGGACCCCGAGGAUUGGCCCUUCGGCUCUGGCCAAAGCUGCAGGUGGUGGUGACUCUGGACGCAGGAGGCCAGGCUGAGGCUGUGGCUGCCCUUGGGGCCUUGUGGUGCCAAGGGCUAGCCUUCUUCUCUCCUGCUUACGCUGCUUCUGGAGGGGCGGUGGGCCUAAACCUAUGGCCAGAACAGCCCCAGGGGCUCUACGUGCUUCCCCCUGGACCCCCUUUUAUUGAGCUGCUUCCAGUCGAGGAAGGAGCCCAAGAGGAGGCCCCGUCUACCCUUCUUCUGGCUGAGGCCCAAAGGGACAAGGAGUAUGAGCUGGUGCUGACUGACCACAUCAGGCUUGCCAGGUGCCGCCUGGGUGAUGUGGUACAAGUGGUUGGUGCCUAUAAUCAGUGUCCGAUCGUCAGGUUCGUCUACAGGCUGGGCCAGGCCCUGAGUGUUAGAGGAGAAGUUACUGGAGAGAAUGUGUUCUCUGAGGCCCUGGGCCAGGCGGUGGGCCAAUGGCCAGGAGCCAAGCUGUUGGACCACAUCUGUGUGGAGAGCAGCAUUCUGGAUUCCUCUGAGGGCUCUGCUCCGCACUAUGAGGUGUUUGUGGAGCUGAGGGGGCUAAGGAAUCUGUCGGAGGAGAAUCGAGACAAGCUUGACCACUGUCUUCAGGAAGCCUCCCCUCGCUACAAGUCCCUGCGGUUCCGGGGCAGUGUGGGCCCUGCCAGAGUCCACCUGGUGGGGAAGGGGGCCUUCAGAGCCCUCCGGACAACGCUUGCUGCCUGCCCCUCGUCCUCCUUCCCUCCUGAGAUGCCCCGGGUCCUUAGGCACAGGCAUCUGGCCCAGUUCCUGCAGAGGAGGGUGGUGUCCUAACCUAGACUGCCUGGCUGUCUUUGGAGGUCGCCUUGCUCUUUCCUCUGGGGUCUCCCUGCAUGGGGAGUUCUUGAUCAGAGACCUUCACCUGCCAUCAGCUUUUCAGAGCUGCUGGGCCUUAGAAAGACCUUCGCCGAGUUGGCCAGCUCUGAAGUGAAGGUUUGAAGGGUAUAGCAGAGAUCCCUGCCCAUAUCCCUCUGGGCCCCGCUAAAGGACACUUCAGUGCUUCCUGUGUCCCAGCUUGACAGUGCUCUCCGGCUAUACCCUUGGGCCUGACUAGUGCACAGGGUGGGAUGAAGGUAGGGGGAUGGGGUCAUGGCCCCAGGAGCAACAGGAGUUGAUGAAUAAAGACCUCAGCACCAUUGUUCCUAAGUGGGACAAUUUUUAUCUCUUGGGGUUCACCUUCCAGGUGGUGUUCCUGUCCUUUACAGCAAUAACCCAUUCACUGAUGUUUCUGUUAUCAGUUCUUCUUCUUCCCUGUUCCCUCAUUGUAUUUCCUGGAUUUUCUCCCAAAUAAACCAUUUGCACCCAGA
Molecule: messenger RNA, 2264 nt
Organism: Urocitellus parryii (Arctic ground squirrel)
Lineage: Eukaryota; Metazoa; Chordata; Mammalia; Rodentia; Sciuridae
Gene: Ghdc
Product: GH3 domain containing
Cellular component (GO): cytoplasm
Molecular function (GO): acid-amino acid ligase activity
Source: RefSeq, a predicted model, not a curated record